Messenger RNA from Debaryomyces fabryi, 1626 nucleotides. RefSeq lists its product as uncharacterized. Gene Ontology annotation, cellular component: nucleus. The record is from RefSeq and is a predicted model, not a curated record. Bases 1 to 1626 code for a protein of 541 amino acids. NCBI's taxonomy places the organism in Eukaryota, Fungi, Ascomycota, Pichiomycetes, Serinales, Debaryomycetaceae. The transcript has a single exon.
AUGACAUCACUUGAUCCUAGCUAUAUAUGGGAUAACUAUAAUCUAGAUGAAUUAAAUAAUCAAUUGGUAUUUGAAAAGGAAACAUUAUCAUUCACUUUAUUUAAUGUAAAUUUUGAUAAAAUCGAAAAAAUUCUUACCCACUUGAAAGAAUUUUUGGAUCCGUUUAUAGAACACUACCCAUGGUUCCAUUCGCCUCCCGUUUUCGAGCAAUAUAAGCAUAAUGAAAUAAGUUACAUAUACGGGGAGUUUAUAUAUCAAGACAGUUUGAAUGAUGAAUGGUUGUUGACUAAUCUUUUGUGGGAAUUUCUGACAUUUUAUCCAGAUUUAUAUAUCCACCUUUGGGACUCAUCAGACUUCGAAUUCAUAUUGGUAGAAAGUUCUGAUUUUAUACCAGCUUGGUUGGAACCAAAUAAUUCUCUAAACAGAGCUUGGAUAAAUGACAAAACUGUUCUAAUUAUUAAUCCAAACCAAGAGCUAAAUAACUUGACACUAGAAGAGGCUUUAGAUGAACUUCUCGAAGCGAAUUUCCAAAAGUAUCCAGCAAUUGCAAGUCACUUAAAUGAGAAAUUAUCUAAAAUAAAUGAUACAUUCUUGAUCGACAUAAUCUAUGAUCUUGAAAUUUCAUUACCAAGCCAAGUAUUACAAAUAUUUGCUGAAAAACCUUACUUAGUAUCUCAAUCAAUUAGUGAGUUCGUUAAGGAAUCCUUACCUCUCAAUCAGAAUUUAAAAUCAAUAAAGGAUGAUCUGUUAAUACCUACAAAAGUUGGGGUACCCUUUUUGAGUUUAAAUUUAAUGAAAUUCAAACAGUUGGAACUACAAACUACGAAUGCUAUGGAAUUCGAAUUUGGACUAUUAGCAUCCAAAAUAUUAACUGUGGGAAUAGAUAAUAUUAUGAGACUGAAUAAUUGCUUGCUGAAAAUUUCUGGUAAGCCAUCCAAUUUAUCGAGAAGCGUUAUUCAAGAUAAACUUAUAGAACAGGGAAGACUUACUCAUCAUAUUCCAGAAAAUACGGAAAUCUUUAAUCAGUUUGAGAAUAUGAGCGAAGCAGACGUGCCGACUGAAUUUAAUGAAUCUGCAUUAAUAGACAGAUUUAAUGACUUCUUCAAAGAUACAACUGCAGGAUUGGAUGGAAUUGAUAACACGAGUGAUGAUGAAGAAGCUGUAGAUAAACCAAAUUAUCAACACGAUAAGAGAAAAAUAGACGAUGAUGGAGAUAUUGAUGAGGACGACUUUUUUGAGUUUUUCUUAAAAGAUGCAUUGAAAUUAUCAGAUAAGGAUAUUGAAGGAUUUCGAAACAAUACUUCGCCUACAAAUUCAAAGAGAAAACUCAAGGAAUUUAAAGAAUAUAGUAAUGAUAGUGAUUACCAAACGGAUACAUCAACAGAAUAUGAUAAUGGCGAGGUAAAUGACGAAAGUGAUACUGAAGAUGACGGUGAAGAUGUAACUGAUGAUGAAAAUACUGACGAGGAAGAACGUUAUAUCAAACAGUUUUUACAAAAAUUAAACGGUAGUAAUGAUAUUGAUGGUUUGACGAAUUUAUUUAAAAGUAUUAAUACGGAUAUUGGACCUGGCUCAGUACUUUUACAACAGGGAAUAUCACGAAAACAGAAUAAACGGAAGGGAUAA